GUCAGGACUUCAAUAUGCCAAACCAUUACAUUGCCCCUCAUCUUAACAAAAAAGCCAUCGUCAUUGACGGAAGGAUGGACGAGGAGGCCUGGGAAGAGUGAAUGUGUUUUAACAAUUUAUUUCUUCUAAAUUUUGCAAAAUGGUUUGUUACAUUUUGCUGGACAAUAAAAUUAAGAAAAUAGUCGCAAUCGGUAUUGGUGUGAGCCUUUUGCUGUUUGUAAUAGGAAUCCUUAUAGGAUAUUAUUCGGGAAAGGCGGCCGGAUCAUCAUCAUCGUCUUCGUCAAGUGCCUCCGUAGAGGGAGGAUCUGGUAGCGUUGCGGCUGCAUUGACAAGUUCGUGCCUCUUAGAAGAAAUCAAAGGUGACCAAAAAACGAGACUUUUCAUCGACCGAUAUGUGGAACGCCAUAACGUCAAACACGUCUGCAUUUCCGAGGCGUACCAAUGUCAAGACUUCAAUAUGCCAAACCAUUACAUUGCCCAUCAUCUUAACAAAAAAGCCAUCGUCAUUGACGGAAGGAUGGACGAGGAGGCCUGGGAAGAGGUUCCGUGGAGUGAAUCAUUUGUGGACAUUCGAAGCUCCAGUUACCCUAAGCCCAAGUUUAGCACCAAGUUCAAAAUGCGCUGGGAUGAUGAGAGACUAUACAUAGGAGCCUACAUCGAAGACACUGACCUUUGGGGAACCAUACAAGGACAAGAGACGGGGAUCUGGCAAGACAAUAUGAUAGACAUAUUAAUGGAUGUAGAUGGCUCCAUGUUUAACUACAAGCAGAUAGAGAUAAAUGUUCUUGGGACCACUUUGGACCAUAUCUUGUACAAGUCGCCUUACGAUUCAAUUGGUCCAAACCCAAACUGGACAGACAAUGACCUAAGCUGGCACCCAGACAUGAAGAAGGCAGUUUACACCGAUGGAACAGUUAACACUCCCGGGGAUAAGGACAAAUUCUGGUCUGUCGAGCUGUCAAUGACGUUUGAGCAACUGGCCAACAGGUCAGAACGCGUUCAAGCUUCGCCGCAAGAUAACGAGGUAUGGUUUAUGCAGGUAGGACGAGCCCAUCACCCGCUGGAGGUUGAGAACGGGACGUAUCAGAAAGUUCCAAACGUAUCAUUCGAUGAGAUGGGAUGGUGGGCAUGGCAACCGUGUGAUGCAGUGAAUUUCCUUUUGCAAGAUCGUUGGGGGUUGGUCCAAUUCAAACGAAGCACCAUUGAUAAUACUUUUAAUUUCCAAAAGUGGCACCUUUACCGGGCAUUGUUUGAUAUGAUGGAUGGUAUGAACAAAUACAAGGCAAUCCAUGGACGAUUUGUUACGAUGAUUGAGGAACUCGACAUUCCGCCGUAUUUGAUGUCUGGAGUUUGCGUUGAAAUUCCUGAAAUAAAGGUUAUCGACAGAGGUGUAUACUCGGGAUUCGAAAUAACUGUGAGAUCCAAAUUUCUGUCGCACAAACCAGCCCAUAUUAACGAGGAACGAUAUGUGUGGUUCACAUAAACUUGGAGUUAAUGAUCACGGAAAUCCAUGUAAAAUCUUCAGCUGCUGGAAGCAAAUCAUAUGACUGUGUUUGCUAUCAUGUUUAGAACUAUACGAUAUAUUUUAUAUAUAUACAACUUGCGUGAUUAUUUUGUGUGAUUCUUAUAUAAUUCCGUUUAUAUUACACACAAUAUACCUAAUGUACUUUUUCAUGUAUGUUAAUCAGAAAUACAUAUAUCAUUGUAUUGCAUUCAUCAACAGAAUGUCUAAGUCACAUUAACAAAAGAAGACGUCGCAAACAAUAAACUCACAAUAAACAUUAAUGAAACCGGUUGUAUAGUCAUUUAGUGGUUUACCGCCUCGGAAUGGCCAAUUAAAACAAGGCGGAAUUCAUUGGAUUCAUUGGGGUUUUAACUAGUUAGUAUCAACUAGAGCACUGAAUCUGACACUGUCAAAAACCUUACCAAUAAUAGUUGUAAAAAUACUGUACAAAGCUAUCAUCAACUUGAGGACAAUGAAGAAUAAAGUUACGCCAUAUUAUAUAAACUGAAACUUGAUGUGUAACCAUAAACUAAAAUUCAAUACUUUAUGGCCAAAUAGGUACAUGACCUAAGAACGAAUGAAACCAAACGGAGCAACUGCACCAACUCCUCAAAGUUGCGAUAUUAUCGUAUAAAGGCAACAUGUUUUAAAGGGACUAGACACCUGCAGAUGAUAAAAUUGCAACACAAAAGAAAAAUGUCAAUCUAUAUCGUUGUGUGCAACGCUUUGAAUCUUACUUAUUUACUGAUGUUUUAUAUCGCUGAGGACACAUUUAGCUUUCGCAGUUUUUGCGUAUUAUUACAAAUUUGAAAUCUACUAGGUUUGUCUACCCAGUAAGUUUGAAAAUUGCGUCAGUAAAUGUAUAGACACUCGUGACUUGCACGUUCUAAAUAUACACACGUCAUGGCUUCUCAAAAGAAUGGAGAGUGCAAUGUAGAGGAAACUCCUGCGAAACAACGUAGACUCAGAGCCCGACAAAUUAACAUCCAGGAUGAAGUUGAUCAAUGGAAUCUUUUAAAAGAGAUUAAAAGUGCUGAAAAUUACAGCGAGUUGCCUUAAAGGUUAUUGACAGGGUAGUAUGUAAAAUGAUCAUGUAACUUGCAAGGUGUUCGGGGAAAAAAUCCGCGCUAUUUCAAAACGGGAAAGCUCAACUGAACAAGCGUUUGCAGGGGCGGCAUGAGUGUUGUGUUUAUUCUUUAAAUCAUGUAAAAUUAUCGGCCACAUGCUAGCUCGUUAUGCCAAUUCUAGGCUUGCUUUGAGAGAAAACUGUAUUUGCCGAUUUUGGACCAUCUGGUGUCGAGUCCCUUUAAUGUAAUCCAUCAUUUAUUUGUGUGCAAAACUAAUACAUUUUUACCAACACGUUGAAGACCAAUAAAAUUAAAAUGUGAUUUAAAACGAAACCACCAAAUCAUGAAAUAGAGGAUACGUUUUACUUUUAUUUAAAGGGUCCCGGUCAUGUCUUGUAAAAUGCACUUUUUGACAAAACAAAUGUUGUCAAACCAUUAGGAGUGUUAGAACUAGGAUAUUGACGGCUGGAACCAUUCAACAAUUAUUGAUAUAUGCUCAAAUAUUGUCUUUAAUAUCUAUGAUUUUGAAUAGCGUUGGUAACGCUUUUCAACGAAAGCUUAAAGGGUUAUACUAUCACUCAACUUAGGAAAAGAGUCCUUGUGAUCAAUCAGUUUUAUUUUCAUAUUUUGUGGGUUUUUUUUAAUUUUUUAUCAUGACUGUAUGAGCGUGGGUUCGUUCCCCAAUAAAACCAGUUUUGUAUA
This is a messenger RNA of Mya arenaria, 3273 nucleotides long. RefSeq lists its product as uncharacterized. Gene Ontology annotation, molecular function: hydrolase activity, hydrolyzing O-glycosyl compounds; carbohydrate binding. The coding region runs from base 140 to 1483 and encodes 447 amino acids. Lineage: Eukaryota; Metazoa; Mollusca; Bivalvia; Myida; Myidae. The record is from RefSeq and is a predicted model, not a curated record. Gene Ontology annotation, biological process: carbohydrate catabolic process. The transcript has 3 exons.